Nelumbo nucifera (sacred lotus) is the source of this 552-nucleotide messenger RNA. The record is from RefSeq and is a predicted model, not a curated record. Lineage: Eukaryota; Viridiplantae; Streptophyta; Magnoliopsida; Proteales; Nelumbonaceae.
AUGGAGAAAGAGAACGAUAGAGUAGAGAUCGAAGUCGAAGACAAACCUAAUAUCAGCGAUAAAACUCCACGGACCCCUAAACUUAAAUCCGUCAAGACAAAAGUUCCAGAGGUGGAAGUCCACCUCUAUCAACGAGGCAAAGGCCCAAUCGAGAUCUUCAAAUCCAGUUUAGGAGGUUGGGACCAAGAUCGCUUGGAGGUCCACAGCAUUCUCGAAAAAUAUGGAUUCAAAUCCAUUUACGCAUUUAAUCCCAGUUCUCGAAGAAGAAGCGUUCCGAUUCGUUUCAAUUCUAAAAAUGGUAGAUCGUUGCUGUCAUACGAAGACGGAUCCGUCGUCUUCAUUGAUGGAGAACCAAAGGAUUCCAUGAUCAAUCCUAUAACAAAGAUGUUCAUUGGGAUAGCUGUUGUUACCGCUUUCAUAGCUAUCCUUUUUAAGGAAUCUCCAGACUGGAUAAAGAGAUUCAACUUCUUGGGUGUGAGCAUCCCUCCAUGGAUUCUUGCUUGUGUUGUUAUAGUUUUUACUCGCUUGAGGAAGAGACUAAAGAUGUAUUGA